This is a messenger RNA of Trichomonas vaginalis G3, 1749 nucleotides long. RefSeq names its product keratin-associated protein family. NCBI's taxonomy places the organism in Eukaryota, Parabasalia, Trichomonadida, Trichomonadidae. Bases 1 to 1749 code for a protein of 582 amino acids. The transcript has a single exon. The record is from RefSeq and is a predicted model, not a curated record.
AUGUAUGACAACAUCUCUGAUUUCACAAGAUAUGAUGACGACCAUGACCCCGAACACGGUGAAGAAGAAGUUUUACAAACAUCCAUUAAGACAGGAAAGGUUUUAACACAAAGUCUCAUUAUUGACACCAAAGAUGGCGAAGUGGACGUUCUUCAAGAGCUGAAGAAAAAUACUUCUUCGGGAGGUGGUGGUAGGCAUGAACUUGAAAUAAAUGAGAUAGAAGAGAAAUUAGCCGAAAAAGCAGAUAAAGAACAUAAACACAAUAUCUCCGAUAUAAAUGAACUUCAAGCUACAUUAAAUAGUAAAGCGGACAAAAAUGAACUUGACGCAAUGAACAAAGUUUUGAAAUCUCAUAAACACAAUAUCUCCGAUAUAAAUGAACUUCAAGCUACAUUAAAUAGUAAAGCGGACAAGAACCAUGUUCAUUAUAUAAGUUCAGAUGAACAGAUUAUAACGGACUAUCAUGGAUAUUUAACACAGGAUGAAGAAGUGAAGACGAAAAAUGUUAAUGAAAGAAGAUAUAAAUUCAUUCGUGCUAAAGGUUAUGACAUACACUGUACUGUACAGUAUGACACAGGUAUAGCACCACAAACAUUUGGUUAUAACGCUGAAAUUUAUGCUUCAUACUUCUUUGUUAACGGUGUAUUAGUUGAACCAAGAUUUAUGUUAAGAGUUAAGGCAAAAAUAACUUUUGAAGAUGCUAUUAAAAGUAAAGCUGACAAAAAUGAACUUGACGCAACGAACAAAGUUUUGAAAUCUCAUAAACACAAUAUCUCCGAUAUAAAUGAACUUCAAACUUCUUUAGACAGUAAAGCAGACAAAAACCAUACACAUGAAUCCUUCACUACUGUUAGAGCUGAUGACAUAAUACUGAACUAUACCCUUGGUUCAAGUGCACCUUUAGAGAAUCCAAGUACAAGCGUAAAAGAUACACUAAACAAUUUAGAUAACAGUUGCAGGAAUAUCGAAGAUCAUGCCAGAAACUUUGAAGCAUACGAACUACCAGCAAUGUUAGAUAAGAAAGCCGACAAAACUUAUGUAGAUGAAAAUUAUGCAAAGAAGUCGGAAGUAAAUGCUGCGCUUAAUGGAAAGGCCGAUAAAGAGCACGUGCAUGAAGAAUUUCAAACAAUCAAGAUUAAAGAAAUUAAGGCAUGCAUCGAAAUAGUAACAAAAACAGGAAGAGACGGUGCAACUGUACAAGAACAAAGAAUUUAUCCUCCUACUUUUCCUAAUGGUUUAAUAACAAACAAUAUAAAUAUUGUAGAAGGCAAUAAAACUAUAAACGUUAAACAUGAACUUCUAACAAUGAAGGCCCAGAUUCUUGAAACCAUAUAUCCUGUUGGUUCUAUUUAUACGUCAAUGAACUCAACAAAUCCAGCAAGUGUUUUAGGUUUUGGUACGUGGGAACAGAUUGUAGAUAAAUUCCUCUAUUGUGCGAACUCUUCAAAGCAAACAGGUGGUUCGAAGAAAAUUAAAGAAGCAAACCUUCCACCGCACACUCAUACAGGAACUACAAACUUUUCUGGCGACCAUAGCCACUCAUUAAGAGACCACCCAUUAUACAACUCAGAAUAUGAAGCUGGCAAUGACGUUUUAUCUCCAUCUUAUAACAAUGCAGCAAAAAAGAUUUUUCGACCAACUGAACCAGGAGGAAAUCAUUCACACACUUUCACAACAAAUCCAACAGGCUCGGGUGCAGAUUAUAUGCCACCAUUUGUGACUGUAUUCGCAUGGUACCGAGUUCAAUGA